Molecule: messenger RNA, 255 nt
Organism: Geodia barretti
Lineage: Eukaryota; Metazoa; Porifera; Demospongiae; Tetractinellida; Geodiidae
Source: the annotation of a GenBank genome assembly
AUGGUACUAAGCGACAGGACGAUAAAGGAGGAACUGGAAAAAGGCCGCAUCGUGAUUGAGCCCCUUGAUCCUGCCGACAUCCAGCCCGCCAGCGUCGACCUUCGCCUUGACCGCAAGCUCUUGGUCUUUUCGAAUUCGAGACGUCCCCACAUAGAUGUCAAGAAGGGCCUUGACGACCUGACCGAGACCGUUGAAAUCGACGACGAGGCACCCUUUAUCCUCCACCCCGGCGAGUUCGUUGCUGGAUCACAAUGA